This is a messenger RNA of Megalops cyprinoides (Indo-Pacific tarpon), 1187 nucleotides long. RefSeq names its product rab GTPase-activating protein 1-like. The record is from RefSeq and is a predicted model, not a curated record. The coding region runs from base 1 to 684 and encodes 227 amino acids. The transcript is spliced from 7 exons. NCBI's taxonomy places the organism in Eukaryota, Metazoa, Chordata, Actinopteri, Elopiformes, Megalopidae.
AUGACUAAAGAGAACGAGGAGCUUCAGAAGGCCGGCGUGCGUUUGGAGCAGGAGAACGAUGCCCUGGCACAUGAGCUGGUCACCAGCAAGAUCGCCCUAAGGACUCACCUGGAGCAGGUGGAGGAUAAAGCCGAGCAGCUGAAUAAGGAGCUAAUGGAAGCUAGAAUGAGGCUUGUGGAGGCUAUGGAGGAGAAGAGGAUGCAGGAGGAGGAGGCAGCAGAGCUGAAGGAGGUGUUCCGGAGACAGCUGGAAAAAGCAGAAUCCGAGAUGAAGAAGUCUACCGCCAUCAUGGUGCAGUACAAACAGAUCUGCUCUCAGUUGAGUUCCAGACUGGAGAACCAGCAGGCUGUUGCCAAGGCAGAGCUGAACCUCCUCAAGAGCAGAGUAAUAUCAUGCGAGAGCUGCCGGGAGGUCCUCAACGAGGCGGGGCUGUCCCAGCUGCCGCUAACCAAUGGCAACAGGCGGGACUCAGGGCUAGAUGAGGAGACUGACUCGCUGAGGUCACAGCGACAGGAGGUGGAAGUGGAAUUGGCCCAGGUCAAAGUGCAGCUGGCGGAGGCGGAGUCCAGAAUCCAGGAGCUGGAGCACCAUAAGGGGGCGCUAAUGCACGAGUUCCAUAACCGCAGAAACUCCUGGUUCAAGAAGGCACUGGGCUCCCUCAAGACACCCACAGUGCAGCAGUAGUAUAACCCCUCCAAUAGAUGCAAGAUGUAUUCAGACUCAGGAUUCACCGGAGUUAAUGCGAAUUAGCAUUAUCCUAGCAGGCACCCUUAUACACAGUGACUCACACAGUGCCUUGCCCCAGGGUACAGCCUCAGUGCUCCACCCAGGAAUUGAGCAAGAAUCCUUUCGAUCACAAGCCCUGCUCCUGACAAGUGCAGCGCCCUGCUGCCUACAUAUAACUCUGCAUGGUCUUAGGAUGGUGAUGGAACUGCAUGCUUAGUUACCUGUGAAGUGACAGGUAUACCCGAAAGAGCUGAAAUAGUGGAAGUGUGUCCCCUCCAUGUGUGAUUCAGGCUGGGUGACCACCAGGGGGCAGUCUUGGACAUAGUGACAGGGGGAAAGAGGCUGCAGGGUAUGACAUCCCAUGACGAUAUAGCUAUGUACCCCAGGGGGUUACUACUGCUGGGCGUGUCCUCAACUGAUGCACCCUCUUGUCCCACCCCCACCCCACAUUCCACUCUCAC